This is a messenger RNA of Gavialis gangeticus (Gharial), 6646 nucleotides long. RefSeq names its product Bardet-Biedl syndrome 9 (gene BBS9). The transcript has 24 exons. Lineage: Eukaryota; Metazoa; Chordata; Crocodylia; Gavialidae. The coding region runs from base 267 to 2939 and encodes 890 amino acids. Gene Ontology annotation, cellular component: BBSome; membrane. Gene Ontology annotation, biological process: cilium assembly. The record is from RefSeq and is a predicted model, not a curated record.
AGUUGGUUGUUGAAGCACUAUGACAACGGGCGCAAAGAUGGCGGCGCGGGGUCGUGGGCGCCUGUAACCUCCUCCUGAGCCGCGGCGGCGGCGGCAGCAACCACCAAGCCGGGGCGGGGCUCGCCGCUGCCUCACGGGCUGCCCGGGACAUGCCCGCCUGGGCCGGCGGAAAGGAGCCGCUGUUUGGAAACCGAGACCGCUCUGGUGGUUGUUGUGGGGUGAGGACCUUGCGGCGAAGGGACCUUAUUCCCAAAGAGUGAAGAAAAAUGUCUUUAUUUAAAGCCCGAGAUUGGUGGUCCACAACACUUGGAGAAAAAGAAGAAUUUGAUCAAGGAUGUUUAUGUGUAGCUGAUGUUGACAAUAGUGGCAGUGGACAAGAUAAAAUAAUCGUGGGCAGUUAUAUGGGAUGUCUUCGAAUCUUUAAUCCUCAUCCUGUAAAACCUGGAGAUGGAAUGCAAGCUGAAGAUUUGCUCCUGGAAGUGCAAUUGCGAGAGCCAAUACUGCAGGUGGAAGUAGGAAAAUUUGUUUCUGGUACCGAACUACUUCAUCUAGCUGUGCUGCACUGCAGGAAACUCUGUGUAUAUGCUGUCUCAGGAACUUUGGGGAGUGUGGAACAUGGGAACCAGUAUCAUAUCAAACUUGUGUAUGAACACAAUCUUCAGCGAACAGCCUGCAACAUGACUUAUGGACCAUUUGGUGGUGUAAAGGGUCGAGAUUUGAUAUGCAUACAGUCCAUGGAUGGAAUGCUUAUGUUGUUUGAACAAGAAAGUUAUGCUUUUGGACGAUUUCUUCCUGGCUUUCUUCUGCCUGGUCCAUUAACUUACAGCUCUCGAACGGAUUCUUUCAUUACAGUAUCUUCUUCUCGGCAGGUUGAGAGCUACAAAUAUCAAGUACUUGCAUUUGCAACAGAUGCUGAUGAAAGACAGGAGACAGAGCAGCAAAAACAUAGUUCUGGAAAAAGACUUGUGGUGGAUUGGGUUUUAAAUAUUGGAGAGCAAGCACUGGAUAUACGUGUUGUCUCCUUUAAUCAGAUGGUUUCCUCUCUUUUUGUGCUUGGUGAGAGAAACUUCUUUUGCCUUAAGGAUAAUGGGCAAAUUCGAUUCAUGAAAAAACUUGAUUACAGUCCAAGUUGCUUCCUUCCUUAUUGUUCAGUGACUGAGGGAACAAUAAACACUCUGAUUGGGAACCAUAAUAACAUGCUGCUUGUUUAUCAAGAUGUGACAUUGAAAUGGGCCACUCAGCUUCCUCACACUCCCGUGGCAGUGAAAGUGUGCAGUUUACAAGAUAUGAAAGGUCUAAUAGUUACUCUCAGUGACAGUGGGCACCUUCAGUGUUCCUACCUUGGAACCGAUCCUUCUGUGUUCCAGGCACCUAAAGUUGAAUCUAGAGAAAUAAACUAUGAAGAGCUGGACAGAGAAAUGAAAGAACUUCAGAAGAUCAUCAAGGAGGCCACAAAAACACAAGAUAUUUUGCCCAAAUCUGAGGAUGAUGAUUUGAAAGUCACAGCAGAAGUUUCAUUUCACCUGGAUGCAAUAUCUCAAGCCAUUGACAGUGAGGUGAGAGCAGAGGUGGUUCCUUCAGUUACAGUAAAGAUCACAGUACAAAGCAGACUGGCUGUGCAGAAACCAAAGUUAUCAGUAUGUGUACAACCUCCUUUAGCAUUGACCUGUGACCAGUUCAUCUUUAAUGAUAUAGGACCCGCAGUAUCUAAAACUGUAGUCCUGUCUGCCUUUCUAAAGGGGAAUUGCCCACCAGCAGAAUUGGAAGGAAAUGCAAUAUUUUCAUAUAACACACCAACAGCAGAUUUCAACCCUAAAGGGGUACCAAGAGUUGCACAGUGCAAGUUUAGACUGCCCCUGCGGUUAAUUUGCUUUCCAGCUCAACCUUCAAAAACAGCAAACCACAAGCUAACUAUUGAUACCAACAAACCUCCUGUCAGUCUUGUCAGCCUUUUUCCAGAUUUUUCUGAUCAGUCUGAUGAAGAUCAGGUAAAUAGUUUAGGAUUCCAGUUCUUAGCUGGUUCUAGAAUCACUCUUCUUGCUUCAAAAACAUCACAGCGGUAUAGAAUCCAGAGUGAUCAAUUAGAAGACAUUUGGCUAAUAGGAAAUGAGCUUACUCUUCGUCUUGAAGAACAUUUCAAGAAGCAAAAUUGCAAAGACUUCCUGUGUACCUUCUCUGGUUCAAUUCCUUUGCAAGAAUAUUUUGAAUGUAUUGAUCACCACUUUGAGCUGCGCUUGAACGCUGAAAAAUUCCAAGAACUAUUAUCUGAACGGGCAAUACAGUUUAGAGCUAUUGAACGACGAUUGCUAACACGAUUCAAAGACAAAACCCCUGCUCCCCUCCAACAUCUGGACACCUUGCUAGAAGGAACUUACAGACAGGUAAUAGCUUUAGCAGAUGCUGCACAGGAAAACCAAGCCAAUAUGUUCCAGGCAUUCAUAAAGUUGAAGAGUGCCACCCAUCUGGUGAUUAUGUUGAUUAGUCUAUGGCAGAAACUCAGCCCUGACCAAGUUGCUAUUUUGGAAGCUACAUUUUUGCCAUUAAUGCAAGAUACUCAAGAACUGGGCUGGGAAGAAACUGUGGAUGCUGCAAUCUCUUACUUAUUGAGAACUUGUCUUUCCAAGAGCUCUAAAGAACAGGCCUUGACUCUUACCAGUCAGCUGAGCAUGCCAAAAGAUACUAGUAGGCUGAAGAAACACAUAACUUUGCUCUGUGAUAGGUUGGCCAAAGGUGGGCGCCUUUGUUUGAAUGCAGACACAAAUACUCAGCAGGCUAUCAUCAUGCCAGGUGGCUGCACUACUAUCCCAGAGUCUAACUUGGAGGAAAGAACAGCUGUACAGGACCCCACACCAAUAUUUACCGACCACAAGCACCUUACAAAGCAGAAAUCCAAACCUGAUUUAUCCCAGAGUGUACUGGAUGAAGAAGAAAAGCCAUGAAAUUCUGAAGAUUUUCCUCAGAAGGAUAUAUCUAUCUGAUGUCAAAUGCAUUGACAAUGCAGCAGUACCAAUCUGUAUUUUACUCAGUACCAAAUGGAGCCUCCAGAAAAAAAACGCUCUAAAAACUGCACAAAAAAGUUCCAUUCACAUCAAAUUGAUUGGAUCUUCUGGCCAACUACUAGAUUUAGCAUCCUUUCUGUGAACAAAGUCUAACCACUUACCAAACUGUUGUAAGGUACAUUUAUGUUAAUCUGCAAUAUCAGCCCUCCAUAAGGACUCUGUUGAUUGAUCAAAGAGUGUUUACAUACACUUAAAAGCAACCUUUGUUUCUGGAUAUGUUUUAUCUGAUUGUUAAGAUAUUCUGUACUCUUCCUCCCUUUGAGAUUACAUUACCGUUUUCUCAUAAUGUAACAGUUUUGACAAAAGAUAACCAUCUUCUUUCCUCCUCUGCUAACUAGUCUCUAUUUCUACACAGCUGAAUUCACCACCAAAAGAAAGGUUGAUAAUCCACCAAGGUUCCUCUACCCCCAUCCCUGAUAUAUACUUCUACUCUCAGGAGAUAGAGUAAAAUAUAGUAACUUGAUAUAAAGACAUAGUGUCUUCAACCCUUUUGCCAUGAAGUCACUGCAAAGAGAAGUAAAAUUUAAAUUUAAAGUUCUGUGAGCACUGUGACAUGCCAAUCUUUUCCUGCAUUAAAUGUGAUAUCUGUAAUUCUGAUUAGGGUCAAGAUUUUCAAACAUGAUGAGUGAUUAUGAAUGCCUUAAUUGCGUAACCCAAUUUGAGACAGCUUAAAGAGGAUCUCAGUUUUAGAACAUGCUGAGCAGUCACUGUCUGAGAAUCAGGCUCAAGAAGGUGUCUCAGUUGGAACAUCCAAAGUGGAAGCACCUAAAAACACCUUUGAAAAUCUUGGCCUAGUUUUCUGAAGUGUCAGGUACACAGAUGAAUUCUUGAGAGUAACAUGAAUGUAAUGUCAACAUAAAGCUGCAUAUAAUGGCCUCAGCAUAACAGAGACCUGGCUCUGAGCAUAGGAAAUAUGUCUUUUUGUUUUGGCCUAUUGGUGGAAAUACAAAAUAAGAAGUUUUGGCUUCUUUGGCAGCAUACAUGAAAUGAAUGGUAUGUCUCAUUUUGUAACAGACACACGGCAAAAUCUUCCUUCACACUUGGCACCGUUGGUGGCUGGCUCAGCACAAGCACCGAAAAGCUUAAUAACAUAUAAAUUCACUAUUCCAAGAAAAGAUCCCUCCAACUCAGUUUGGAGAACUUUGGGUUGGGGUGAUGGCUGUAGAUUUGUACUACUUUUUACCAACAGUAGUCCGUGCUGUACCUGUCCUGUGGAUAGAGAUGGGACUUGAUUCUCCAAGACCUCCAGUCUGGGAGCCUUCAUUACCACUAAGUCUACUUUUAACUUCUUCCCACCUCCCCAAUGCCAAAAAUAUUUGCUCCCAUCCUGCAACAGUUGUGCAUUGCCAGUAGGCCCCUAGGUAUCCUUGUGGUACUGCUCUAUCAAUAAAGUUGAUGUAACUGUAGUUAUGCAGAACUUUUUAAACAGAUUAACUGCUAAAUGAAGCCAAGUAAUAAGGAAGCAAAGGAAAGCCACAUGUGGCCCUGAAACUCGUUGAACAUGCAGCAGUCCCAUCUGGUUGGUCUUGUUCUCUAGUAGACCUCAAAGACCUUCCAGGCACAGGGAUGAAGCUGCCUACUUCUUUCCCUGAGGGGGCAAUCAGCAUCCCUCUGUUUGCAGUGGAACAAUUGCUCAUGCAGAGUUUUCUUUGCUAUUGCAUCCCUCCCGCAUGUUUUCCUGCAGGAGGGCAGUAUCAAACUCAUCAUAAGGAGAAACCUGCCCUCCAGCUCUGUGAAAAUUGUACAAUAAAAGAAUCUCCCAUAGUCUCCAUAUACACCUCAGUGACUAAAGAAAAUCCAUGGGAGCUAAUCAGUUACUGUAGCUAUUAGGCUUAAACUUUAACCACAGGUCUCAGAUCUUCUCUUGUGUACUAUCAGUGGCUACUAGAUAAUCUAGAGAAGUCAACUGCAAUUAUUAUUAAAAUCCCAUACUAUAGAAGUGCCAUUACAAUGUAGAUUCCUGAGCCAAAGAAUUCUAUACUGUUAUAUACAGCAUCUGGAAAGGAAAACAUAUGGCUUUAGUGGGAUAAAUUAUAGUGUAGCAAUUAUCAUUAUUGGGUAUGAGCCAAACACUCAAAACUGUCAUCAACUUCAGUGGAAAUUUUGAGUAAGCAGUGAAUAGAGGUUCAGGUCAGUUAUAUGUGUCUAUUUCUAUAACUUUUAUAACGGUGAAGCGUGUUAGCUUUGGUGUUGCUUCUGUUUGCCUAUUCUAUGCUAUGCUAUGCUUUGCAAGAUGAAGUCUCUGUGGGGAAUGAACCUAUAAUACUUCUGAAGGGGAAAAAAAGCAAUAGCUAGAGAACAAAGAAAGAGAAAAUAGUGCAUAGUGAUAAUUUAUGGUCUCUUUUUGUCUCAUGAUAUAUUGUGGCAUUCAGUAGUAUCAUCAGGUUUUAAAACAGAUAUAUUUACCCUGGGUAUAAAAAUAAUUUGUUUUUCCUAUGGCCAUGUAAUCCAUUGAAUUUAGAGGAAAUAAGUCAUUGCAGUUUAGUUGCUUACCCUAUAGUGUAACAGGAACCAACAUGAAGCAGCUCUCAGAAGUUCUCAAAUGCAGUAUGAAUGAAAAAUCUGGCUAGGUGAUUCUAUUAUGUGCAGGAUUUGCACCAGUACUCAGUCCGCUGUCCUGUUAAUAAGAGACCACAUUAUAUAAAAACAAGGUUGGGGUUGUAAAUACAAUUUUCUAGUUAUUUAUGCUCUAAAGAAAUACUCAUUGAAAAAAAAACAUUCUUACUUGGAGUAAAGCAAGCUUUAAAUAUGCAGUGUGUCUAUUCUUAAUCAGAUUACUUGAAGAAAAUGCUAUAUUUUUAUGUAAGGUUUAGUGCAAAAAAACCUUGAACUGGUCAUUUUAUCAAACGCAAUUAUAGACAUAGUUAGAGGUAGAAAUAGGAAGCACAUUGUGAUAUUAUAAAAGCCAUCCUGUCAGUGGUACCAACUUUUUUUAUUGUUUAUAUCUACUGCUCUUUGAAAUGCAUUUUCUAAAGUAAGUUGUGCUAUAAAAUGAAAUAUACAUUUGAUUUUCUUUGAACUACAGAAUGCUUAUAAAAUGUUUACUGAAUGAUAUUUGUCCAAGGUUUUUUCUUCAAGUUUUUUAAUUCAAUCCCUCCCUCCUCCCCCUCUUUCCUUCUCUCUCUUGCGUGUUUGUUUUGGGAGUUUUCACCCUUGCAUUUUAGAACAAUACACUAAAAGGUUUAUUUCUAUACUGACCAACAUGCAGCUGAGUUUCUGAAAAUCUGGGCUCAGCUAAACUUUUUGGGUUUCAAGACUCUGUGGUUUGCACAUCCCCAAAUUGAUUCUUCAGUCCAAGUAAUGUUCAGCUAAAGCAAGGAAUCACAACAAAUCAGCAUUUCCCAGGAACUGGAUUUCAUUUUAGUAUUGUCUGUGUUUCUCCUCUUCAGCUUUUACUCUGCAGACUGAAUUAAAUGUAUGCCUGAAUGUUCUUAUCCUUGUUCUCAUAGUGCAUCUAAAGAGUAAUUUGCUGCCAUGAACUAAGGUAUGCUGAGCAGAGAUUGUAAUUUCUAUGUGAAACCCUUUACAGUAGAAAAAAGCAUCACAGUCUAUGCAUUAUGCUGAAUAAAUAUCUUUUCUUCUCAUCA